CGUUUCCCCUCCCUCCUUCCAUCUCUCUUAUCCCCGUCUUUUCUCUCUUUCUCCACAGGGAGCUGGACCAUAACGACAUCUCGGGGACAAUAGAGGACACCAACGGGGCCUUCUCUGGAUUGGACAGCCUCAACAAGCUGACUCUGUUUGGAAACAAGAUCAAGUCGGUGGCCAAGAAAGCCUUCUCUGGCUUGGAGACCCUGGAACACCUGAACUUGGGGGAGAAUGCUAUCCGUUCCAUCCAGCCCGACGCCUUCAGCAAAAUGAAGAACCUCAAAACACUUAUCAUCCAGAGCGACAGCUUCCUGUGUGACUGCCAGCUCCAAUGGCUGCCUGACUGGCUGGUGACCCGCGGUCUGACGGCCGGCGCCAACGCUUCCUGCGCUCACCCCGAGAGCCUCAAAGGCACCAGCGUGUUCCAGGCUCCGCCCAGCAGCUUCGUGUGCGACGACCUCCCAAAGCCCCAGAUCACGGUGCAGCCGGAGACCUCUGUGACGGUCCUCGGCAGCGACGUGCGUCUCACGUGCACGGCGGCGAGCAGCAGCACCUCCCCCAUGACCUUCGCCUGGCGGAAGGACCAGGAGCUGCUUCGCCACGCCGAGACGGAGAACUACGCCCACGUGCGCGCUCAUCACCAAGGCACAACGUCCGACGUGCCGAGUGUAAACGGAGACGUGAUGGAGUACACCACCAUCCUGCACCUGCGGCACGUCACCUUCGCCCACGAGGGCCGCUACCAGUGCAUCAUCACCAACCACUUUGGCUCCACCUACUCCACCAAGGCCCGCCUCAUCGUCAACGUCCUGCCGUCCUUCAUGAAGACGCCGCGGGACAGCACCAUCCGGACGGGCCACACGGCGAGGCUGGAGUGCGCCGCAGAGGGCCACCCGACGCCGCAGAUCGCCUGGCAGAAAGACGGCGGCACGGACUUCCCCGCCGCCCGGGAGCGCCGAAUGCACGUGAUGCCCGACGACGACGUGUUCUUCAUCAUGGACGUGAAGCCGGAGGACAUGGGCGUGUACAGCUGCACCGCCAAGAACACCGCCGGCACCGUCUCCACCAACGCCACUCUCACCGUGUUGGAAACUCCCCACCUGGCGCAGGAGAUGGAGGACCGCAGCGUGGUGGUGGGCGACACGGUGGCCCUGCAGUGCAAGGCCCUUGGGAGCCCGCCGCCCCGCAUCACCUGGCUGCGCAACGACCAGCCGCUGCGCCCCUCCGACAGACACCACUUCACCCCCGGCAACCAGCUGCUGGUGAUCGGCGCCGCCUCUGUGGAGGACGCGGGGCGCUACACCUGCAUGAUGUCCAACACGCUGGGCACGGAGCGCGCCCACAGCCAGCUGCUGGUGACGCGCCGCCGCGGACCCUGCCCCUCCCCCUCCGGCCCGAGCACCGUCACUAUAGGGAUCAUUGUCAUCGCCGUGGUGACCAGCAUCGUGGUGACGUCGCUGGUGUGGGUGUGCAUCAUCUACCAGACCAGGAAGAAGAGCGAGGAGUGCAGCGUCACCAACACAGACGAGACGAUAGUUCCUCCAGACGUCCCCAGCUACCUCUCGUCGCAGGGCACGCUGUCCGAGCGGCAGGAUGUGUGUAUCCGCGUGGAGGCGGGACCUCAGCCCAACGGACACAUCGUGGACCCCACAGGUUUCGACCCCGCCGUGGUGUGCACAGAUUGCAUGGAGAACGGCAGCAGCUACUCCAAAGACUCGGACUACCUGACGCACGGGUACGGCCACGCGGGAGGCUUGGAGUACCAGCAGCACUCUUUGCCCCCCCCACACCCUCACUGUUACCCCGGGGAGCCGUACUCCAUCCCGCUCUGCAACGGGACCCCCAACGGGAUCCGGAAGGACAACCAAGGCUCCACGCUCCCAAAAAACCACAACACGUUACAGAUGAACCAACACGAUAGAAAAGUGAGACAGACUUCAUCGUUCUCCCCGUCGCAGGAGGACUCCUUCCACAAGCCGGUGAAGCUGGCGAGCCCCGGCCGCCCGGACAGUGACUUUGAGCCUGAGCUCCGACAGACUCUGCUGUCUAACGGACACGCCGUCAGAGCCUCUCAGAAUGAGUGCGCCCCCCUAAGGAGAGCCAGCGACUAGCAGGCGCUCCAUCCAGCCCCAAAAAAGCGGACUCGCAGUAGCCGAGUGGACUUUCUAUAUAUUUUUUUGCACUGGGAAAAUAAACUGCUACCUCAUAUCGAGGGCGAUCGAUCCCUAGCCUCCUGGAUCUGGACUACAAGAGAGCACCAGGAGGGGGGGGGGGGGAAGGCACAGGGGGGGGCAUCCGGAGUUUGAAGGUGGAGCUUGUGUGGGUGGUGUCCCAUCUGAGCGUUAUCAGCUGUACAUAGUUUAAAAACCUUCCUCUGGGAGGUGACCAAUUAAAAAGUUCUAGCUCCUAAAAAUGUGACUUGCAUUUGAAGCAUGUAAAUGUAGGGAAUCUUGUACAGUAUACGUAUGUGCAGGGGAAAAGAGAAAUAUACCUUUGGACAUUUGACUGUACAUAAGAGUUUUGUUAUAUUAUAUAUUAUAUAACUUUUACAAAAGAGUAUUUGAAUUUAUGUGCAUGACAAAGAAAGGAGUGAUGGUAUUUUUAUUUUUCGUCAAAAAAAACAGCCAUUUUCAGCUUUGACCAACAUUCAGCUGCGGUGCCUUAAUGCAUGAUCAAAGAAAAGUCAUCUUGUAAUAGCCUAUAUCCAGAGACUUUGUGAGAGACAGUGGUACACUCUUAUAGCAAACAAACACUUGAUUGCACUUGAAUGUUUUUUCGCUGCCAAACAUGGCCUUACAGAAACACAGUUCACAUUCGUUGUUGUUUUAUGAAGGAAGAGCUUUGAUGUCAAUUAUUUCGGUACGGUUCACGCUGGGAUAUUUGUGGGCGGUCAGUUCAAGCACUUUUUGUAUUCACGUCAUAAGCAAGCAGAUUGUGAACAUGAUAUCUGCCAAUGGGAAUGCAGGAGCCUCCUCCUUUAUGUGAGGAGACAUUCCUCUUAUUUUGACACGGUAAAGGCUACAGUACAUACUGUACCAUUAAGGCUCUUCCACCUGUUUCACAAUUCUACAAAUUACUGCCAAGCUGUUCCGAGGUAGAACAUGUUCCUCUCUGAGUCUGAUUUGUUUCUUUAUUUGUCCAAGAAAGGUACUUUGGAGACAAACGUUUGUAAGUUUUCAACAAAAUCUGUUCAAAUUCAUUCAAACAGCUCAUUUAAAAGCUGCAAGAAGCCAGUAAUGCUCAUUCAGUUUGGAAAUGGAACACCUGCUAUGUGUUCUUGUUCACGUUCAUUGGGAAAUCUACAGCUAUGUGACAUUUAAUUGGCUGAAUGCUUAAUUAUACAAUUGUUAUUCCAUGCAGACAUUUUCUUCAAUGUCCAGAGAAUCAGGUCUGCACAUUGUCUGGAGUUUCCCUUUCACACAUGUCACACACAACAGAAGAUUAGUCCUGUCAGACGAUGUCUCACUUACUGGAAAUAUUUAGUUUGUUUUGUAGGAGGCCCAACAUGACACAUCACACUGUGAUCAUGUAGCCAGUUCGUAAUUUGGUCAUGAGCCAUCAUAAAUGUGUCUGCCAAAUCCGAUGCAAGCUAGAAGUUUGAGAAUCUGGUCUAAACCGUAAUCAUUAUUGUAAGCGGGUUUUUAAAAAAAAUUGCUUUCUGCAGUUUUCCCAGACAUCUGACAUUUCAUAGACUUCGUACUAGGGAUCUGGCUGGUUAAAGUCCGUUUUUAUAUUUAGUCUUCCUUGUUAAAAGGCUGUCCUAGUUAAAAGUUGCAGUGCAUGUGUGAAAGGGGCUUCAGAAAGACGGAGAAUGUUUAAUUGUUUUACUGCUGUAAUGUGCCUCAACAUCCACCGUUGUGCAUUCACAGGCAAACGGCCAGUACUCUGCCUCCGUCUCAUCGCCACAGUGUAACAAUAACUUCAUCAUCACUUCAGUUGAAUAUUGUUUAAGGUAUCUAAAAGGUUGAUGCUGUGAACAGUUGGGAAGCUUGUGAAAUGUGCUCUAACCAAACUAUUGGAGGAAUAAUACAGUCGGGUGUGUCGACAAUCCCUGCAUACACUGGGUCAGAAUUCAGUCAAAAGUAGUUACAUCGUCUAAUCAUUGUAUUCAUGCGUUUCGCCAGUUGUUCAAACUGUGUUCCGUUACCAGUGGCCUUAUCAAGGUAAACUGGAGGACAUGCUCCUCUGGUUACACCUGAUGGCACCUAUCAGAGGUGAUUUUACCAGCAGGACCAAUCAGAGAUCCCGGUUUGGAAAGCUAAUCCCAGUGUAGCAGAUAAAAGGGACAAAAGGGAGGGAGGGGCAGUUCAUGUUCCGAGUAAUUUAUUGAAAACUGUUCGAAAAACCGUUGUACCAAUGUCGAAGCUGAAACAGUGAAGUGUCUAACAUGGCAUUGAAGUGUCUAAUAAAAAUCACAUUUUGCUAUUA
Molecule: messenger RNA, 4422 nt
Organism: Gymnodraco acuticeps
Lineage: Eukaryota; Metazoa; Chordata; Actinopteri; Perciformes; Bathydraconidae
Product: leucine-rich repeats and immunoglobulin-like domains protein 1
Source: RefSeq, a predicted model, not a curated record